This is a messenger RNA of Mixia osmundae IAM 14324, 783 nucleotides long. RefSeq lists its product as uncharacterized. Gene Ontology annotation, biological process: iron-sulfur cluster assembly. The record is from RefSeq and is a predicted model, not a curated record. The coding region runs from base 49 to 720 and encodes 223 amino acids. The transcript has 3 exons. Gene Ontology annotation, cellular component: cytoplasm; mitochondrion. NCBI's taxonomy places the organism in Eukaryota, Fungi, Basidiomycota, Mixiomycetes, Mixiales, Mixiaceae. Gene Ontology annotation, molecular function: 2 iron, 2 sulfur cluster binding.
GCGCCCUGCCCCGUUGACGACCCCUUUUGGCUUUCACGAGUCGAUACAAUGGCGAUGAGCGGCAUCAGCGCAUCGAUGAGACGGGCGACGACGAGCAAUGCGAUCGCUUCGACGUCUCAGCUACCCUGGACGGCGACUGCGAGGGCAGAGAUGGUCCUUCAUCAUCGCUUUACGUCAGCAACAAGUCUGCCGUACCUGCGCUCGCACACAGACAGCAGCCAGGCUAGACGGACCUUCAAGGGCAAGAUGAGAGCCUUGAGCAUCGAUCAGACAGCCUCGCUCUCUUCGAUGGCCCCCUCGAAUGUCGCCCCGGUGGCAGAGAUCAAGCCGAGCUCAGAUCCACCGAAUCCGAGUCAGCCGGCCAAGCGAGAGCCAAGACAAUUCAAAGCCCGCCAGGCUGCACUCACACUGACGCAGAAUGCGGUGGUCAGGCUGCAGGAUCUACUGUCGGAUCCCUCGGCGCCCAAGUACCUGCGGAUCAGCGUGAGGAACAAGGGCUGUGCAGGUAUGGCAUACCAUCUCGAGUACGUCGACGAGGCAGGCAAGUUCGACGAGGUCGUUCAGCAAGACGGCGUCAAAGUCGUCAUAGACAGCAAAGCCUUGUUCAGCAUCAUCGGGAGCGAGAUGGAUUGGGCAGAGGACAGGCUCAGCGCCAAAUUCGUCUUCAACAAUCCAAACAUAAAGGAUUCUUGCGGAUGUGGCGAAAGCUUCCUCGUCUAGGCCCCGUGCGCCCGGUUGUACAAACACAACAUGAUCCAUUGCAUCACACAACAUUGAAUACAC